Molecule: messenger RNA, 1142 nt
Organism: Orbicella faveolata
Lineage: Eukaryota; Metazoa; Cnidaria; Anthozoa; Scleractinia; Merulinidae
Product: sugar transporter SWEET1-like
Biological process (GO): carbohydrate transport
Cellular component (GO): membrane
Molecular function (GO): sugar transmembrane transporter activity
Source: RefSeq, a predicted model, not a curated record
ACCAAUUAGAUUGCUGAAGACUCUUUGUUCAGCUCUGAAAUUACAGUAAAAAUUGGGAUAUUCCGGACUGAUAAGCGCUCGUCCUCUCCCGCAAGCCCCACCAAAAUACGGCUAUCAUAUACCAAGUGUUUACCGGGGAAUUGUAAUAUGCCGCAUUCCCCAAGAGUGUGGGCUCAUAUGAUUAGAAACCUACGCGGAAGGUAAUCCUGCUACGUGGUUGAAUGUAUUCGCCACUUCUGUAGUAAAACUCAUGGUAUUCAACAUGUCGUCGACGGUUUUCCUUCUCUCGUGGGCGGCCACAAUUGCGACAAUUGGUCUUUUCCUUUCUGGCAUAAUCAGUUGUAAAAUGAUGGUCAGGAGUGGAAGCACUGAAAAUGUCCCUCUCUUGCCUUUUGUCACCACUUUUCUCAAUUGCAUGAUGUGGGCCAGUUAUGGUAUCCUUAAAGAUGAUGCAACUAUAGUCCCAGUCAAUUUAACGGGAAUGUUAUUACAAGUUCUUUACAUUCUAUGUUUCUUCUUUUAUUGUAAACAUAAGGGUAAUGAAGUUAAAAGUGUACUGUAUGGAGCAAUUGUAUCAGUGGCUCUGUAUCUUUACUUAAUGCAUUAUGUAACAGAUGAAGAUCAGAGGCUUGCAAACCUUGGAUUUGCAUGUGUAUUCUUCACUGUUGUAAUGCAAGCUUCACCAUUGGCAGCAGUGGCUGAAGUUGUGAGAACCAAGAGCACUGAAUCAAUGCCUUUUUUAUUUUCCUUCAUGAUGGUUGUUGUGUCUUUUCUAUGGCUCUGUUAUGGAACAGCUGUUGAAGAUGUAAACAUCCAGGUGCCCAAUGCCAGUGGAGUACUACUGGGUCUUAUUCAACUGAGUUUGUUCUGUAUAUACCCUUCCAAGCCUCCCAAACAGUAACAUCGACAUGCUACUUUGACUUGUGGAACCAUAACUUAUAGUUGUAAAAUUGUUGUCCAACUUGAAAGUCAGGGUACACAGUGCCCGAGGGGAACCCCCAAAUGAAUUGGUCGGGGAUGCUCAUUGUCUCACUUAGGGGUGUAAAUCAAGGAUUCUGGUCUCACUUAGGGUGUUCAAGAUGAAACGCCGCUAUUUGUAGCUGUCAAAGUAUCUUUUAGGGUGCGCUUUAGGAGAUAGCAUA